Molecule: messenger RNA, 2055 nt
Organism: Marchantia polymorpha subsp. ruderalis
Lineage: Eukaryota; Viridiplantae; Streptophyta; Marchantiopsida; Marchantiales; Marchantiaceae
Source: the annotation of a GenBank genome assembly
UUUCGUUCCAGGACAUCAGAUCUCCAAACAUGACAGAAACUUCUCUCCAGUAGUCUGACCAUCGACUCUUCGUUCCUGAUACCACUCUUCUCUCGUCCACACAUCGCACAUAUGAUUUCUCUUAGCAUCAGAUGUUUCUCAUCUGAGCCGAUCUGUGGCAACAAGCAUGAGAUUUUUUUUCAUGAUUUUCUCGAAAUUGACUGAUUCCUGUCUCUUCUGAGAUGUUCCAGAUUUGAUCAAAGAUGACAUUCAUAUGUAUCAUCCUUUAGAGCUCGCUCGUUGCGAUGGAACUCGAAAGAGAAGAGGAUCGACCUCAAGAUCUAUUGUUCUCCUUACCUAUAGAAUUACUGAUCAAGGUUCUCAGAGAUCAGGAUCUGCCAAUUUUGACUCUUGCGGAAUGUCGUGUAGUUUGUAAGAAAUGGAAGGCAAUCAUAGAUGGGACGGAGUUACGGAAUAAAAUCUGGAAUAAAUCUGUUCUUAUGUAUUAUGACGAAAGUAUUGACAAUACGGCGUACUUCUGCUUUAGUCAUAUAUGGAUCAGAAGAAGCAUUACAUUUGGGCCCAAGUACGUGGUCGCUGCUGAUGGAGGCCUACUGUGUUUCAAUGACCUGUUGUCAACCGAAUAUGUCAUGUAUAACCCUGUUGAGGACAAAUUCCUGACUUUGAACGUACCUCAUGAAAUCGAUGGAGUGUCUACAGUCUUCGAUGGUAUGCUUGAAUGCAUCGUGGUGGGUUUAGUUGUGGACCAAUCAACAAAACACUUCAAGCUGGUUUUGGGAGGAGUUCUAGUCCCAGAUAGAAGCAGAUCUUUGAUUUACGAUUCGACUACCAGUACAUGGUCGUGGAUUAUUCAUCCGUUUCCUACACUAUUGAACUGGAUGGAAGUAGGGUGGCACAGUGGGAGAUGUGUAGUAUGUAAUGGAUGUUUGCAUUGGCUCGUAUGGGAUCCCAGGGUCACGAUUAAGGCUCUAUUGAUAUUUGAUCUCAGAGAAGAAUCAUGGAAUGUUUUGGCAGAGGAAGUCAUGGAGGACAAGCCUGGUGCCCUUCAGAUUGUUGCGUAUGAAGGAUGUGUUUGCCUACUCGCCAUGGAUUGGACUGAUGUGGAGUUUGAUCAUAGGAGCUAUGACGGCAACUUACUCCGCCAUCCAAUGGUCCGGAGAAUAGAUGGAUCUCUGAUCAGCAGAACACGAGAUCUAUGGGUUAUGGAGGGUGGCAGAGCUUUCAAAAUUUAUGCUUCGGGAGGCAGUGAUGUGUUCUUCGUUUUCGAGGAAGAAGGUGAAGACCUUGAGGUGGCGAAAUACUGGGCUGAAAUCGACAUGAUGUUUUUUUUACCCGAACCUCCAUUUCGCGCAACCCAUGAGUUUCAUUUAUGGGGAUUUCUGCCACGUGUUUUUCACGACCCUUGGUGCGCGGUAAUUCCAGCUCCCGGAGUAAAUGCAGAGCAGGAUUGGAUAACACAGCAGCAAAGACAUCUGUAAUAGGAGGUGGGGGAUUUUAUCAGAGGAGAGGACGUAGUGGAAGUCCGAAGAGAAGUUAUAGGAGUCUCAGGAGGAAUCAGUUCACCGAAACAUAUGUCUUUUGAACUGCACAGAUUUUAACAGCUACAUGUGUGCAGGCAUGAUAUUGUCGAAGUACCUUAGUAGGGUGGAAAAAACAAAUCAGCUCCCCCUUCCGAUAAGCCAAAAACGUGUUUUUUCCCCUUCGGUACCUCCCAUGGAUGUAAAUAAUAAUAUGCUUCUAAAUACCUGAAGUCCUGAUUUCUCUAGGAUGUUAAAGGAUAUGAAUGUAAUUCCAGUACUGGAGUCUUCAUAACUCUCCAUUAUACUGUAGGACUGUACUGUCAUGUCCAUUGACAACAACUAUGGCACUGGAUGAUGCAUUCUCGAUAGCCAAGUUUGUUCAUACCGUCGAGGACGCUGGAAGCUUAGAUCUUCACUUGCUCUAGUCAUGAGUUUAUACAUCGGCCAUGAUUUGAGGCACUUCAAAUUCCAUCGAGUAGAGGACUAUGAACGUCGUCAAGAACAAGGUGAUAAAAGCAUGUUUAGAUACUUCCUG